This is a messenger RNA of Filobasidium floriforme, 1128 nucleotides long. Its product is annotated as MSF1-domain-containing protein. Gene Ontology annotation, molecular function: phosphatidic acid transfer activity. Gene Ontology annotation, cellular component: mitochondrial intermembrane space. The record is from RefSeq and is a predicted model, not a curated record. Gene Ontology annotation, biological process: phospholipid transport. Lineage: Eukaryota; Fungi; Basidiomycota; Tremellomycetes; Filobasidiales; Filobasidiaceae. Bases 161 to 793 code for a protein of 210 amino acids. The transcript has 5 exons.
CUCUCAUUUACAAACACUCGCCCUUGUACUCGUCAAAACGUAGGGAAGAAGACCACGGGCCACGCUCGAUGAUCACCGAGCAGUGCGCACUUUAGGACAAGUCCGGCCGUCGCCCGCCCUUACAUUCACCUCGCUCGCGGAACCGCAACUCUGACCCAUCAUGGUCCGGCUAUUCGAGCAACAGUUCCCAUACGAUCACUCGUGGUCAACAACAACAAUAGGCCUCUGGCUGAAAUACCCAAACCCAUACUCUCCACACGUCCUCUCGAUCGAUGUCCUAUCGAGAUCAGUAAACGUGGAUACGGGGGUACUCAGAACGGAACGUCUGGUAGGCGUGAAACAGGCUAUACCGAAAUGGAUCAUGCGACUACUUGGGGUGGUAGAAGAGGCUUUCAUUCGGGAAGUCAUCUACGUGGAUCCUAUCAACCAGAUCACAAGUAUGGCUUCCAUCAACCUCUCGUUGUCACAGUACAUGCAAGUCGUCGAGAUGAUCUCCUACACCCCCUCCAUCACCUCACCCACAACUCAAACCCUCUUCUCACAACGCGCCCAUAUAUCCUCGCCGCCCUCCGGCUGUCCGGGAUAUGCUCCGACUACAGGUGAUGGUGAACCUCUGUCGAACGGGAUGAUCAAGGUUCUCAAGCGCGUGGGGAACAAGCUGGAGAGUGGGAGCGUAGAUCGAUUCGGCGAGAACGCGGAGAAGGGCCGGAUGGGCUUCACGGGGGUGCUGGAUGAGGUGAAGAAGAUGUUGGAAGAGAGGAAGGCGGAGCUUGGAGAGGUGGGCACAAGCUGAACAGAGGUGCAGCUUCGAACUCCGCCAAACUCGGAAACCCAAGCAACACUCGACCCCACUCGAUCUCCGACGAUACUCCACUCGUGGCCCGAGGAGAGUGCAGUGAGAGAUGAGGCGAGAAAAGCAUUUCGAAACAAAACAAAACAGACAUUUCAACAACUGGACGACACAAAUUCCUAUGGCGGGUUCUCCCCCGCCCGGAUCGCAAUCACGGCACGACACCACGACUCUUGACGAACUCCCCUCUCCCGCGACGCUUCUUAUACCCAAUACUAUAACAACAUGACAUCAGAUGAGAUAAAAUGAAAUAGACUGUAACACGAUUACGAGUUGAU